ACCCCGCAGCAAAAUGGUGGCCUAAGCGGAGCGCGCGGGGCCGGGCCGAGCGGGGGCAAAGUUUGGGGCGGGCCCGAGACAGAACCGAACCGGGUCAGAACCGGCUGUAAAGUCCCCGGGAGUCCGGGAGGAGCGGAGCCUGACUGGUUCCGAGCCAGUCCGGGACCCUGGGGGGUUGAGGGAGCCCAGCCAGGUCAGAACCGAGUCCGGGGCGGGAAGGGGGCCCAACCGGGCCGGCACCGUACCCGGCUUCGAGCGCCCGGGUCCCAGCUGGGUCAGAGCCGGUCUGGGAUAGGGCCCAGCCUGGCCAGGUCAGAGCUCCGCCAGAGCGCCCCAUCCGGGUCAGAUCCGAACCGGGACUCGCGAGAAAGGGAGGAGUUCGGCUCUGCCCCCAGCUUGUCGCCCUCGGGCUAAAGGGGAGGGAAACGGGCAGAACUAGAUGUAAAGUCACAUUGGUGUUGGGGGAGUUGGGCCCAACCCGGUCAGAACAGAACUGGGAGACGUGAGCCCAGGGAGGAAAACUAUCAGAGCCAGACAAUCACCGCUGGGCUGCAGGGGCCAGUACAGGCCAGUACUGAAUUGGGGACAGAAGAGGUGUAUGGGUCAGGAACUGAGUCCUGGAGGGGAAGAGAGUGGAACUGAGCCAGUUUAAACCCAGUUGAGUCUGGAAAUCGAGGAAGACAGAUCCCAGAACUGAACUGGGUCUGCUUGUGGGCCAGAGAGGUCUAAACUAAGUUUGAAUGGAACCAGAUCCUUAUGGAGUGAAACAUGGGGAGCAAUGUGUAUUUUGGGGAGAGACCGUGAUAGCCACAACAAGAGGGCUUUGGAAUUGGAAAUGAAGUGAAGCAAAUUUGAGACAGUUUGUGUUAUCUGUGUUGAAGAAGUCAGAGUAGGGGAGAGGGAACAACACUGUUUCUGUGGCAAAGCAGAAGGUCGGGGAGGAGAGAGGAUCAUUUACCAACUAGAGACCCUCCCUGGCACCAGGCAGCAUCCAAGAGACUUUCUGGAAGAAAGUUAGUGAAUCUGAACAGAUCGCAAGAAAAAGGAAAGUUUAGAGAACAGCAGAGCUGAGCAGAUGAUACUGAACCACAUCUGGAUGUGGUCUAGAGUGUGAGUGGGAGACAACGGAGUAGGAAAGAAGUGAAAGGUUGAGCACUGGCACCGGGAUUUGUAAACGGAAGAGGAAAAAAAAUUUCCAACUGAAAUUGCAUUAAUAGGCAAAAGGGUGAGUGAGUGAGCUGUGAGUUUCUCUGAGCUGGGAAUGGACCAGGUCUGAGAGAGGCCAGCUGGAGUGAGUCCACUGAAAAGACAGCCCCGCAAAAUGAGACUGCUUCUUGCCUGACAGGGCUUCUCAAAGCUGCAGAUCUGUAUUUUGCAGAAUCAGUCCAGAGACAGAACUGAUGAAAAGGGUCUGCAGAGGAGGAGGAAGUGAAUCCCUUGGAUACAAACAGCAGAGAGCAGGUUGUGUUACACUGCGUGAUCAAGUCUUCAAAAUUCCCUCCAUAACCAACAACAAUAGACUGGGCCAUGUCCAAUUAGUGCAACCUGUCCAGGUUUCUGUAUGAAGCGGAGGACUGUAUCUAACCAGUGAAUGACCAAAAUCAGGCUCGUUGGAGUGCCACAGCUCUGGAAUGAAGCUGACUGCCAUUAAGAGCAAGUCUGUUUCUUGGCAUUUGCUUUUGCCUUGGCCAUGCAGUGCUUAGCACCUGGCAGCAUCAGCAUUGGAUUUAAGGCUUCCACGGAAUCGCUCAUCUGCUUUCUGUGAACUAUUCACCAAGGGACUGGAAUGCUCUGAUGUAUCUCCUUCAAGAGGCUUAUGCCAAAACAGAAGUGCCCCUGCCUUGCUGCUGUUGCUGUCUCAGUAUGAGGCCUAACGAUGAUUCUUUAGCUCUGCCUGCAGAGGAGACAUUUUAAAGAUAGCACAGAAGCCAUUCAGAUGCUGCCAGAUGCCACCAGGGGAGAGCUGACUUGGAGGCAGGUGGACCGGGAGAUGUUUGGACGGGACGUCGCUUUGGAUCUGGCAUCUGAGUGAGUGUCCCCCUACAUGAGACUUCAACUCUGAGCGCAGGCUGGUGACCAGUUGUCGCACCCAAGCAGGAGGGAGGAUGACGAGCACAGCUCCAUCCAAGAAGCCUUACCGCAAGGCACCACCGCAGCACCGCGAGAUCCGCCAUGAUCUGCCCAUCCUUCGAGACGACCAAGAUGGCGUGAUUUUGGCUGAGCAGAGUCAGGAGCCCUUGACGGAUGCAGAAAGGAUGAAGCUGCUGCAGCAUGAGAACGAGGAGUUGCGCCGGCGGCUGGCCUAUGUCACUAACAAGAUGGAGGCGAUGGAGAGGGAACUGGAGUCCGGCCAGGACUACCUGGAGCUGGAACUGGGCCAGAACCGCGAAGAGCUGGAGAAAUUCAAGGACAAAUUCCGUAGGUUACAGAACAGCUACACUGCUUCACAGAGAACCAAUCAGGACCUGGAGGAGAAGCUGCAUACCCUGGCCUCUCUCAGCCAAAACUGGAUUUUUGCAAUAAAAAAGGCAGAGAUGGACCGGAAGACCCUGGACUGGGAGAUUGUGGAGCUCACUAACAAGCUGCUAGAUGCCAAAACUACCAUCAAUAAACUUGAGGAGCUCAAUGAGCGAUAUCGGCAGGACUGUAACCUCGCAGUGCAGCUGCUCAAGUGCAACAAGUCCCACUUCAGGAACCACAAGUUUGCUGACCUUCCCUAUGAGCUGCAGGACAUGGUCAAUAAGCACCUGCACAGCACCCAAGAGUCCCCAGGCCCUGGGCAGGAGGCUGCACAUACCCUGGCCCCAUCUGACAUCGUGCCCACCUCAGUGAUUGCCAGAGUCCUGGAGAAGCCCGAGUCACUGGUCCUGAACUCUGCCAAGUCCAGCAGUGGCAGCUGUCCCAUAGCUGAGGAUGUCUUUGUGCACGUGGACAUGAGUGGAGCUCUGCUGGACGCCUGCCCCAGCCCAGGGCUGCCUGGGAAGGAGAGAGGGGAAGGGGGGAAGCAGCAGAAUGGGGGCUGCAAGCCACAGAGCAGUGUAGAGAGCCUGCCAGAGGAGGUGCCUGCCUUCGAGAAGCUGAGCCCCUAUCCCACGCCCUCCCCUCCCCACCCCAUGUACCCAGGGCGUAAGGUGAUUGAGUUCUCUGAGGACAAAGUGAGGAUCCCAAAGAACAGCCCCCUGCCCAACUGCACCUAUGCCACACGGCAGGCCAUCUCCCUAAGCCUGGUGCAGGGCGAGGACGAGAGCAGUGACCGGCACCGGACGCUCCCUAACAGCCCUGUCUCAGAGGGCCGCCACUCAGCCUCCAGCUGCUCCUACCAGCCGUCUCCCAAGGCGGCUCGAGCACACGGCUCCUCGCAGAGCAGCCCUUUCAGCAGCCCACCCCAGAUCCCCAGCGCCUUUGCCAGCUCCGCCAGCUCGGAGGAGGACCUCCUGGCCAACUGGCAGCGGAUGUUUGUGGACAAGGCGCCGCCCACUUCGGAGCAGGUGCUGGUGAGCCGCACCUCCUUCAGCUGUGACAUGGCCCCGGAGCUCCAGAAGCGGUUCAGCCGCUCCAUGCAGGAGCUGGGCAGGGCGGCCUCGGCCUACUCGGAUGGUGAGGAAUCUGCACAGAGCUGCAGCUGGACCGUGAGCCGGGACUCAAGCGUAGACACAGACAGCACUGAGUCCCGAGCCCGCAGGAGCCAUUUCUCCUCCGAUUACGGCAUGGACUUCUCCCAGGAUGAAGCCCGGAAGCUGCUCCAGGGCAGUGGCGGGGGCACCACUGAGCCCAGCAGCCCCCCGCCAGAGAAGCACAAGGACUAUGUGGACCUGGGCUCACCUGGGAGCCCAGCUGAGGAAAGGGAAAUGCUGCUGAAACCAAGCAAGGAGAGCAGCCCGGGGGGAGCCCUGGAGGAGAGCGGGGAAUGCAGGAGCAAGCCUCCCUCAGGACGGCCACACCGCAGCCCUAAGAGGAUGGGUGUCCACCAUCUCCAUCGCAAGGACAGCCUGACACAGGCCCAGGAGCAGGGCAACCUGCUCAACUGAGGCUGGGCAGGGAGCAGCGCCACAGGGCAGCGCCACACAUGCCCCAGGGGGCUUCAGGCUCCACUCCCACCUUAUAUUUAUUCUGGUUUUGAUACCCGGAAGCGCCAGGAUCUUGCUGGCGUUCCGCACCCACCACACCAGAACACAGACUUGGGGCCUUGCUCGCCCUGGCAUGCAUGCCCAUGCCUGUGCUAACCACUCAUCUGGUGCCUGCCCUCACACUCAAUCUUACAGCCCCACCCUGGUGCCCAUGCCCUUACUCACCCUGAGGCCUGUGCCUGCCCUCACAUUCAUGCUCACAACCUUGCCCUGGUGCCCAUGCCCUCAUUUUCACGCUGAUGCCCAUGGCCCUGGGCGCACUUGUGCUGGUGCCAACAAAUAGAAACUCUUUGCUCUGGUCUUGUCUGAUCCCCAUGAGCCCCUGCAGGCUGAGUGGGACAUGAGGACUGCCCUGCGGGGUGGGUGCUCCUUGAUGGCUGGCCCCCUGCUGUGGGUCAGAAGCAUUGAGUUGGGGACUGUUGUUUUGCUAUUUUUUGUUUCCCCCCUGCUGAUCUCUGUGGAAACCAGCCAGCAGUCAUGGUGGCUCUCCCUUAAAGCUUCCUCUGCAGAUCCCUGCUGCUUAGCUCAUGGGCCUGGCCCAACAUGUGGCUCAUGCAGAGGCAAUGCCCUGGGAGAGCCCCAGUUCCCUCUGCCAUGGGGCUGGGCCAUAGCUGCCCCCAGCAGUUGCUCAGCGAGGCUGGCCUGCAGCGUUCCCAUGACAGUGGUUUCUAUGCUGUGGGUUGGAUUGUGUGUUUGUCUCUCCAUCUCUGGGUGCUGUUGCACUGGCCUGGCUUGUGUUUGGCUAGUGCUGAUUCUCCACACCUGGGUCUUCUUCUCAUUUUAAUCCUUUCCAGGCCUCUGCUUUUAAAAUGUUUUGUUUUUCUCUUCCUGCAUAAAUGAGCAAAGCAGCUGACAGCCAAUCCAUUGUCUGCCCAGAGGUUUGGUGUGAGGUCCUGCCCUUGGAGCCACCAGCUCCCGCUUCCCAUCCAGGUCUUUUUACUCCAGCAGAGCCAUAUGGACUCCAGGGCAGGAUUUUACCCCAGGAGAGCAAUAAAUGAAAGACCAUAGCAAGCUGCCUCUGGGCAGGGCCCCAGCAAGGGCUCUGGGGAGAGAGGGAGACCUGUUUGGGAGCAGGGCUUAUCGCUGCCAUAUGCAGACACGGUACCUCAUGGCUCAGCAGUGGCCCUUUGGGAAGGCCCCUGUGCAUGUGCAUCCCUUCCUCUGGCUGGGUCCCGGGCUGGCUCCGGUGCCCUUCCAAGGCCUCCCCACUGGGGGGGCUGGAGUUGUGUGUGUGAUUUUCCUUGUGUUCAGUGUUGGUACGAUUUUCCUUUUCAGUGUUUGUGCUCCACGUCCCAGGGGUGGGGAAGGGGAGAGGUUGGGAGUGUAGAUAUUUUAUUUGUGAGAGAGAGCGCCAGGGUCUAGUUACUAGCUUCCUAACCUGCCCUUGCCUAUCUGGAUUUUUACCUCUCCACCCUGAAGGUGUAACCCAGCACACUGGCAUGGUCCCUGUGCUGCUCCCUUGGGCCUGGGGACCCCCUUCCCUUGGCUGUGGUGGGUUUGAAGCUGGAGCUGUAGCAUCCUCCUUCAGUGAGAGCGAGCUGCUGCUCUGUGCUUCGCUAUGUAUGGAGGGUGCAGCCUCUCUCUGCAGGAAGGAAGCUCCCAUUCAAACACCCAGCAAGAGAUGCUGCCCUGGGGCAAUGUCCCUCCCUAAGCCCCUGCGUUUGUAGCUGGUGGCAGCCAGGGCCAAAGCUUUGCUCUCAGCUCCAGCCUGGAGGCUGCAGGGCCUGUAAAAGGGAGCUGUUCCCUCUCCUUGUAUUUUGGCCCAGCCCGUGGCUGCUUUCUGUGUGGGUAGGUUUGGGCACUCUGGUCACAGCAGCUGCCUGUGCACUUGCCUUGUUCUUGGCCACUCAGCUCAGUGUGGAGCUGGGCUGGGACUCAGUAUUUCAGCAGCUGCCCUAGCAAAUUGGUGCUAAUGGUGGGAGCCUCUCCUCAACCUGCAAGGUACUAAUCCUCUGUGUGGGGGAGGGCCCUGCCCAGCGCAGCCCAGCUCCUCUCUCUCCUGUAGCCUCCUUGCAGUGCUGAGGUCCAAGCUGCUGCUUCCUCCCACCCCAUUUUCAUGCCCCGGCCACAGGGCCUCUCCUGUUGAUUGGGCUCGUAGGCCCAGACUCUACCUGGUCAGCACAGCUUGACUCCAAGCCUCCUGGGCUGCGUGGUGGCCUCACUUGUGUCAUGACCUAGCUUUGAGCUGCAAGUGCAUGCUGGGAGCAAUGGCGGCUGGCUGGGGCUGGCCUGGGCUGUCUAGUCCUUGAGCUGGUUAGUGUAGGUGGGUCCGAUCACCUCCACUUCUCCACGAGAGGUGCUUCCCCUCCUGCCUCAACCCAAAGGUCCCUGGUUGCCCUGCAAUUGGCUGUCCUGAGCAGUUCAGACCAAGAUGAAAACCACCUGAUUGUAGAAGCAGUUGGUGUGCUGGUCCCUGUAAGGCAAAAGCUAAUUUCCCUUUUGCCUUUGAUCACAUCAGGCUAGAAGCAAAGGAAUGCCCAUAGACCCAGUCCAGGCCAUGGUCCUGAGGUGUCAUUUCCUUUGGAGUGUGACCAGGCAGCAGCAGAGCCCACGAGAGAAAUGGUGAGGGGAAUGUUGUGCAGCCAAAAGAGAAGGAGCAACCUGCUCCGAGGCUGCAUCCAUGGGGCAUCAGGCCUUUGCCCUCCUUCUUGUGUCUGGCAGUACUGGCUCUGGGGGGGGGGCACUUUUCAGUGUCCCAAGUCCAGCCUGUUCAUCUGCAACUAACGUGUUUUUUCUGAGAUUUUCAAACUGAUGUAUAUUUUAAAACCAGAAAUAAACUAUUUUAAAAAUAA
Caretta caretta (loggerhead turtle) is the source of this 6919-nucleotide messenger RNA. The record is from RefSeq and is a predicted model, not a curated record. Lineage: Eukaryota; Metazoa; Chordata; Testudines; Cheloniidae.